Messenger RNA from Perca flavescens (yellow perch), 1913 nucleotides. It is a transcript of the gene ccm2l, whose product is annotated as CCM2 like scaffold protein. Gene Ontology annotation, biological process: heart morphogenesis. The record is from RefSeq and is a predicted model, not a curated record. NCBI's taxonomy places the organism in Eukaryota, Metazoa, Chordata, Actinopteri, Perciformes, Percidae. The transcript has 12 exons. The coding region runs from base 208 to 1845 and encodes 545 amino acids.
UGGAGCAGCCGAGACAGAAGCUGAAAUAACUCCAACAGAGAGAGACGGAGACAAAGAAGGAACGAUGGGAAAAGCAGCUGUAAGACAGACAAAAAGACAACAAAAGACAAACUGAAACAAAACUAAAAACCCAUUCAGCAACGAGUGCCCAGGACAAGGACCCGUCUGACCCAGAACAGGACUACUACAGAGGGGGACUGACCCACGAUGGACUAUGAACCCAAGAAAUCCAAGAAGAGUUUUGUCUCUCCUAUCAAGCGGCUGGUGUGGUCCAAAUCGAGUCGCAGGCCGGUGGAUCGAGGCAGCGUUUACCGGCGCCCGCUGCACACCGUCCCUCUCUACCCCCCCGACUACCUCAUCCACCCGGAGAGACUCAUCUUCGACUACGUAGAGAAGGAGGUCAAGUUCCUCGGUCACCUGACCUGGGUGUCGGUUUCCCUGAACCCCUCCAGCCGAGACGAGCUGCUGCAGCUGCUGGACACAGCCAGGCAGUUGAAGGUGCUGCCGUUGAAGACCAGCGUGGAUCAGGACUGCAUUCUGAGUCUGUCCGCUCGCUGUCUGCUGCUGACGUGGCGAGACAACGAGAAGCUGCUGGUGAGGAUUCCCACACACGAGAUCGCUGCUGCCUCCUACCUGAGAGACGACGCGCUGCACCUGCUGGUCCUCAAGACAGGUCUGAACGUGGACACAGUGGUUGCCGGGGACGACAGCCUGGACAGGAAGAAGCCAACGGGCAUAGACGGCCGACGUCAAACCAUGAGCUGCAACGCUGACCCCCGGCCCGCAGGGGGCACCAUGGAGCGGCGGCACACCAUCUGCGGAGUCGACUGGAGGCCCUCGCUGUCCCGCAGCAGCCACGACAAAAACCAGAAUGUGGAGAGGAGGGAAGGAGGAGGAGGGGGAGGGGGGGGCGGCGGCGGUGGGAGCUGGGAGAGGCGGCAAGCCUGCACAGGAAGCUGGGAACGGGGGAAGAGCUACGGCAGCUGGGAGAGGAGGAACCACAACCCGCUGGAGCCCACGCCCUGCCCCGACGCCUACUGCAACCUGGUCAUCCUGGCUGUGGAGAACAGGGAUGCUGCAGAGGAGUACUGUUCUCUGAUCUGUCAGAUGUUCCAGAUCAUUUACGGCCAUCAGACCAUCGAGUGUGUGGACAGGGCGGGCUUUCAUCACUCCAUGCCGGACCGCUAUUGGCUGCAGAGGAGUGACAGCUGUCUGACUGACAUGUCCUAUGGCUAUGAUCCAGAGUUUAGCUGCUGCAGCUCCUAUGAUGGCUCCCAGGAUGCCUUUGAGCUCUACUACAGUGAGACGUACAGCGAGAGUUCGUCUCUCUCGCUGCAGGACUCCCAUCGCAGUCUGGCUUCAGCCAGUGACGGAGGAGACAGUAACCCCGCCCUGCUGCUGAUGCAGGAGUACAUGAUCACGCUGCGUAACAAGCUGAUUCCGGUGGAGUUGCAGCACUUUGCCGUGUUGCUGAGAGAAUACAGACUGGGAUCAAACAUCGACCACUUCUGCUCCGAGCUGCUGCAACUGUAUGGUGACAACCGCAAGUUCCUGCUGAUGGGCAUGCGUCCGUUCAUCCCAGACAAGGACGUUGGGGUGUUUGAGAGUUUCCUGGAGAGCAUCGGGAUCCGGGAGGGAGGCAUUUUAACCGACAGCUUUGGACGCAUCAAACGCAGCAUGAGCAACACGUCGGCUACGGCCAUGAAGGGCAGGUAUGAUAACGGCUCUCUGGCCUCAGGAUCGCAAGAAUUCAACCGACGCAUGACUGACAUCACACACGACAUCCAGGCUCUGGGCUUCCAGGACACACAUGGAGACAUUGAGGAGGAAGACUACUACCUCUGACUUCUGAUCUGGAGCUACGUCAUGAACCGGCCAGACCUCUCAGGUGGUCUGGGACAGCUCUGCUUCCU